GGCCUCAGGAUGGCUUCAAGAGCCCCCUGGUCCAGCGAGCAGGAGGCCUUCCUUCCUUCCUUCCAUCCUGAGAGCCUCCUUCUGAGCCUGAGCUUCCCAUCACAUCUUGAAGCCACCUGCCAAUAGCGAAGAAAACCUUGCCUUGACCUGCCAUUGACCAGAGCCUGAAAUACUAAGGUGAGCGUCUAGUAUUGCGCAUUAAGGGGCAGCUUUGAGGCCCUGCAGAGAAGAAGACUCAAGUUGGAGAAGUUAGAAGUCAGGAAGAGGGAGGAGAAGCUUUGCCUUGCUUUCUGUCUUGUCUGUCUGGGGAGGCUUUCAGGUCAUUUCGGACUCUUCUUUUUCUCAAUCCAAGACUCCUGAAGUCCAAACCAUGCGUUAACCUUCUCUAAGCCCAGGCGAAGUGUUGGACUUUCUCUUCAAGUCCUCAAGGCAUUUUCGACCUUCUCCUCGAGGCCUUGGCCUCCCACCUCGACGUCUACCGUCCCUCGGCCAUGGCGGGCCACCCGGGCUACUCUUUCCCGGUCCAAACCCGCCUCAGCCACGUCCAGGCGGGCCCACACUCGGACCCAGGGCCCGCCUUCGUGCCCGAGGCUUACAACGGGCCCGUCUUUGGGUUCAAGCCGGACUACGGUCCCCCGGGCGGGCUCUUGGAGGGCCCCGCGGGCGGAGGCGAGGCGCCCCGGACCUUCUUCCCCUUCUCGGCCGGAGGGGAGGCCUGGUCCUACCCCGCCGGGGUGGCCCUGAGUCCCUACGGGGCCCCUCCGCCUCCCUCCGGGGAAGCCAGGGCCCCCGAGGUCAAGCUGGAGGCGCACUACGCCCAGCCCGCCGACCUGGCCCGCUACUACUACCCGGUGGGCCCCGACGGCGCCGGAGCAGCCGCCUCGUCUUCCUCCUCCUCUCCGGGACACGGGCCGCAGCCCUCCAGCAGCCCCGACAGGCAGGGGCCCGGCAGCCCCGCGGGAAGCAGCUCCAGCACCGGCUCCAUCUCCGGCUCCAGCCCGCCCAGCAGCCCCCUCAGCCACGGGAGCCCCGGGCCCGGCCUGGAGGGCGCCCCACGGGAAGGGGCCCCGGAAGGCGCCGCCGGAGGGGAGGAGGACUCCCAGGAGGACGCCUCAGCAAAAAUGGAACAAUUUGCCAAGGAGCUGAAGCACAAAAGGAUCACAAUGGGCUUCACCCAGGCAGACGUGGGACUGUCACUGGGAUUGUUGUAUGGGAAGAUGUUCAGCCAGACCACCAUCUGCCGCUUUGAAGCCUUGCAGCUCAGCUUCAAGAACAUGAGCAAGCUGAAACCACUCCUCCAGCGUUGGCUGCAAGAAGCGGACAGAAAUGAGAACUUGCAGGAGCAGCUAUGCACCAUGGAGUCGGCCAUGAUCCAGGCUCGGAAGCGCAAGCGUACCAGCAUUGAGAACACCGUGCGGGGCGCCCUUGAGGCUUACUUCCGACGCUGCUCCAAGCCCAGCCUCCAGCAGAUUACUCAGAUUGCUAGUGAACUUGGCCUAGACAAAGAUGUUGUCCGCGUCUGGUUCUGCAAUCGUCGCCAGAAGGGCAAGCGCAACAUAGCACCCAGCCCUCAGGAAGAAAUCAAUGGUUUUGGCCCCCAUGGCUCCCUCCAGGCCCCAUCUCCAGGGCUUGGAGCAGCUCAUCACCAGAUGGGCUUAGCACCCCAGGGCUUUGGUGCGCCUGCCUUUUCUGCCUUUUAUCUGUCCCCCUUCCACGAUGGAGACCACUUUGCCCCCGCCAACUCAGGCUCUGCAGUCAUGGGCCACCCCAUGCAUUCUAUUUGAGGUGCUCUCUUAAGAAGCCCCCUAUGUUUUGAGGAAGAGAAUGGUCCUACAUCUGGUCUUUUAAGGAAAGGGGGCAACCUAGAGGAAGGGGAAAGAGCAGGGGUGUAGUUUGGGGUCUCUCUUUUUAAACAUAGUUAAGGAUAACCAGACUCCUUUUUGAAGGCAACCUCUUUUAGAUACGAUUUGUAAUCAGGAUUUUAAAUUGUGUUCCCAAGCUGAAACGCAUCAAGAAGUCACAGCCAUUUAAAAAAAAUAUGUAUGAGCUUUCAUUUUCUUAGAGCCCUUGAUAUGUGUGGUCUGCCGGUCUAUCAGUAGCUAUAGAAGUUAAGGAGAAAUUAAUUAAAGUAUAUCCAGUCUCUUCUCUGGUCUUUACCUUGCCCUCCGGAAAUUAAACAACCCAUAGGUUUUAGGAGAGAGGGAAGUGUGCCAGCUUUCCUUGGUCAAGCACUCUCCAGAUGUGUUGGGCUACAACUCCCUAGCUAGCUCGGGAGCGGUGGGAGUUGUAAUCCAACACAUCUGGGAGUAUUAAGAUGCUAGAGGACAAAGUAAAUACACUGUUGAAAUCAGUAGGGCUCAGAAAUUCUUCGCAGUUGUGUUGUUCAUGCUGGAGAUGGCAAACACAUUCUGAUAUAAAAAGGAAUGAGAUGCAAAAUCAGAUUGCUUUGAAUCUGUAAGGGGAGAAUUGUAAGCUUGAAACACUUGCCCAUGAAACAAAAAUACCUGUUCAUAGAAUUCAAGUCAGAACUUUCUUUCAACUUCACCAUCUUCUGAGUGAGAUUUCAUAUUAUGCAGGCAGAGCAUAAUUUCUUUCUUGUGCAAUUUUGGUAAGCUGUCACUUCUGCCACCACUGAAGACAGCUUCUCCAUACCAAGUCAUGUUCCAAAGCAUAUUUAAUGGAGGAAGAGUGUAGUUUAUAUUGGUGGUGGGCAUCAGACUAGCAUCUGACUACAAUUAUGUAACCAGAGUAAAAAAGAAACGGCAUCUACGGUGGGGUGGUGGCAAUGGAUAUCAUGUAAGGAGGUACUGAAUACCUCCUUGCACAACUAAUGUGAAAGCAUAUAUGCUUGCCUAACCCCAGAGUACUUAAGUGUAUGCUACCAACAAGAUCCUGCUUUUUGUCUGCAGAUAAAUAGGAAAUACACAAAUGUUUGAGGGAUGUAGGAACUAAGGCAAUGGUAGGAUUUCACCCAUUCUUCAUUAAAAGCCACAACUUGAGUUAUCCUGCCUAGCAGCUUUCCUUAACUAACCCAUCCCUAAAGUUUUAAAAUAAGCAGUGACUGAAGCAGUAAUAAGUCUUUGACUAAGGAGUGCCUCCAGAAAUUGUUUCAUCUUUUAAGUCUUGACUAUUCUUCAGAGUAGCUUUCAUCCCAGAUCUUUGGUUCUCCAGAAGAUGUUGGCUUUAUACUAAUUAUCAAACCCAACUAGAUCAACCAGUGUUCAAGGAUAACAGGAGCUGUGAUCCAACAUUGUGGAGAACCAUGGGUUUUUCUAUCCCUGUCGUAGAUGCUUACUUAAUCUCUUGAGCCACAAAGUCAGUUUUCAAAUCUGGUGUGUGCUAUUUGUGGAGGGACUUUUGCUCGUCCCUCUUCUCAGUUACUUGAACGUUCAAAAGUUGGGGCAGUGGAGUAUUUGUAGCCUCUUCUCAUUUGUGUGAUGCAAGAUGUGUGUGUAUAUAUCACUUUUCUCAGUGGAUUUAUUAUGAUUUUUCAACCUUUCCUCCGCUAUCUUCUUUUGCUGUACUGAAACAAUCCUUUUAAGAAAGAAAAAUGUGAAACUGAGCAGGAGGCACUGAAGAUCUUCCUUCCUUCCUUCCUUCCUUCCUUCCUUCCUUCCUAUUUCUAUUUUGUUUUUACUAUUUGCUUUGGUGUGGGAGAGGAAUUUUGUGGUGGGUUUUUUAAAAAAAAUGCUCGGUAAUCAUUUGGUCUCUGUACUUAAAUUUUAUGAUGAGCUCCUGACACUCAGACUUUUAUGCAUGACAUGUUUUUAUAGGAGAGAGACCCCUAAUAAAGGUUACUAAACAUA
Molecule: messenger RNA, 3806 nt
Organism: Anolis carolinensis (green anole)
Lineage: Eukaryota; Metazoa; Chordata; Lepidosauria; Squamata; Anolidae
Gene: pou5f1
Product: POU class 5 homeobox 1
Exons: 5
Coding region: 492-1784 (430 amino acids)
Biological process (GO): regulation of transcription by RNA polymerase II
Molecular function (GO): DNA-binding transcription factor activity, RNA polymerase II-specific; RNA polymerase II cis-regulatory region sequence-specific DNA binding
Source: RefSeq, a predicted model, not a curated record